Molecule: messenger RNA, 1173 nt
Organism: Saccharomycodes ludwigii
Lineage: Eukaryota; Fungi; Ascomycota; Saccharomycetes; Saccharomycodales; Saccharomycodaceae
Gene: TAD1
Product: tRNA-specific adenosine deaminase
Exons: 1
Coding region: 1-1173 (390 amino acids)
Biological process (GO): tRNA wobble adenosine to inosine editing
Molecular function (GO): RNA binding; tRNA-specific adenosine-37 deaminase activity
Source: RefSeq, a predicted model, not a curated record
AUGGAUCCAGAUUGCAUAGCUGAAACAGUCUAUACAUGCUAUAAAAACAACUUGGAUAAAAAUUUAAAACCAUGUAUACGCUCAAAUGGAAUAAAGGAAUGGACUGUAUUAGCCGGUAUUGUUGCGUAUGAUUCAGCUUCAGAUGCCUAUAUUCCUGUAUCAAUUGCCACAGGUGUUAAGGCCACAGCCAAUUCGCAAUUACAAAGAAGUAAUGGCAGAAUCUUACACGAUUGCCAUGCCGAAAUUUUGGCACUAAGGGGUUUCAACACUGUGUUACUGAUGCAAAUCAAUAACAAGAAUGGAUACUUAUUGGAACCUACAGAGCAAGUGGAGCCAGGUGCGAAAUUGUAUAGAAAGUUUCGCAUCAAAGAUACUUUGAAAUUUGCGCUGUAUAUAUCACAAUUGCCUUGCGGCGAUUGUAGUAUGGAAGAAGAAGGAAAAGAAGAAGAAGAAGGGGCAAACACGGAGACUAUAGACAUUAUACGGGACUUUACUGAUGAUAAUGUACUGCAGUAUGUCAAUGCUGAUAUCAAAACGAUUCUUAGAGGAAGAUUCAAUUAUAAAAAAAAAAAUGUUGUUAGAACCAAACCAGGAAGAGCUGACUCCAAAAUUACGUAUUCUAAGUCUUGCAGCGAUAAGUUAUGUUUAAAACAAGUUUUAUCAAUUUGUAAUGCCCUCACCUACUUUUAUUUGGAAAGUCCCGUAUAUCUUGAUUCCAUCAUAGUACCGAACUUAACACCUAGAAAUGUACAAGAAUUGAAAAGAAGUUUCCGUCGAUUGAGUAGUAUAGACACCUUUCAUCCUAUAGAUUUUCAAUCCACUACAAAAUGUUUUAUUAAUCGUAAAAUGAAAAGUGACGAAGAGGCUAGUCUUAUGUGCAGCUGUGUUUUGAAUAUCGACAACAACCAAUGCUUUAUUCAAGAUGGUAUACUAAAUGGUGUUAGAAACGGAUAUUACACUAGGGGCAAAAGGCCUUUAAGGAAAAAUUGUGAAUCAAUUCUUUCGAGAUAUCACCAAUGGCAGAAGCUUUUUAAUGACCAUGAAACCAAGGAAACAUAUAAAUCUUACUUGUCAUUUAAACUAUCUUUAAAUAAAAGGUGCGUGUUGAGAAAUGAGGCACGAAAUAUUUUAUCUUCUGAUGGAUGGAUAGAAACUUUUAUGGAUGAUUGCUAG